Fukomys damarensis (Damara mole-rat) is the source of this 1725-nucleotide messenger RNA. It is a transcript of the gene Gps1, whose product is annotated as G protein pathway suppressor 1. The transcript has 14 exons. Gene Ontology annotation, cellular component: COP9 signalosome. The record is from RefSeq and is a predicted model, not a curated record. Lineage: Eukaryota; Metazoa; Chordata; Mammalia; Rodentia; Bathyergidae. Bases 53 to 1468 code for a protein of 471 amino acids.
GAGUGCCAGCCUGUCGGCCUGCACGCUGUUUUCCGAGGGGGCGGUGGAGCCCAUGCAGAUUGACGUCGACCCACAGGAGGAUCCCCAGAAUGCGCCUGAUGUCAACUACGUGGUGGAGAACCCCACCCUGGACCUGGAGCAGUACGCGGCCAGCUAUAGCGGCCUGAUGCGCAUUGAGCGGCUACAGUUCAUUGCUGACCACUGCCCACCACUGCGGGUGGAGGCCCUAAAGAUGGCCCUCUCCUUCGUGCAGAGGACCUUCAACGUGGACAUGUACGAGGAGAUCCACCGCAAGCUCUCGGAGGCCACCCGGGAGCUGCAAAAUGCACCGGAUGCCAUCCCUGAAAGUGGUGUCGAGCCCCCGCCUCUGGACACGGCCUGGGUAGAAGCCACACGGAAGAAGGCUCUACUGAAGCUGGAGAAGCUGGAUACAGACCUGAAGAACUACAAGGGCAACUCCAUCAAGGAGAGCAUCAGGCGCGGCCAUGAUGACCUGGGUGACCACUACCUAGACUGUGGGGACCUCAGCAAUGCUCUCAAGUGUUACUCUCGGGCCCGAGACUACUGCACUAGCGCCAAGCACGUCAUCAACAUGUGCCUCAAUGUCAUCAAGGUCAGUGUCUACUUGCAAAAUUGGUCUCAUGUGCUGAGCUAUGUCAGUAAGGCUGAAUCAACCCCAGAGAUUGCCGAGCAGCGUGGAGAGCGGGACAGCCAGACCCAAGCCAUUCUCACCAAGCUUAAGUGUGCUGCAGGCUUGGCCGAGCUGGCCGCACGCAAGUACAAGCAGGCGGCCAAGUGCUUCCUGCUGGCCUCAUUUGAUCACUGUGACUUCCCUGAGCUGCUUUCCCCCAGCAAUGUGGCCAUCUAUGGUGGCCUGUGUGCUUUGGCCACCUUUGACCGGCAGGAGCUACAGCGCAAUGUCAUCUCCAGCAGUUCCUUCAAGUUAUUCCUGGAGCUGGAGCCUCAGGUCCGAGACAUCAUCUUCAAAUUCUACGAGUCCAAGUAUGCGUCGUGCCUGAAAAUGCUGGAUGAGAUGAAGGACAACCUGCUCUUGGACAUGUACCUGGCUCCCCACGUCAGGACCCUGUACACCCAGAUUCGCAACCAUGCCCUUAUCCAGUAUUUCAGCCCCUACGUGUCCGCUGACAUGCACAAGAUGGCUGCAGCCUUCAACACCACUGUGGCGGCGCUGGAGGAUGAGCUGACACAGCUCAUCCUGGAGGGACUCAUUAACGCACGCAUUGACUCACACAGCAAGAUCCUGUAUGCGAGGGAUGUCGAUCAGCGCAGCACCACCUUUGAGAAGUCCCUGCUGAUGGGCAAGGAGUUCCAGCGCCGGGCCAAGGCUAUGAUCCUGAGGGCAGCCGUGCUGCGCAACCAGAUCCAUGUCAAGUCCCCUCCCAGAGAAGGGAGUCAAGGAGAGCUGACACCGGCCAACAGCCAGUCCCGUAUGAGCACCAACAUGUGAGGGGUGCAUGCUUCUCCCUGCCCCCAGGCUGCCUACCUGCAGCCACUGGACACCAGCCCCCCACACCCCACACCUGUUUUGGGGUUGGGGAAGCAGGUGGGUCCCUAUCUGAGGCUCUUGGGCUCUAUUCCACAUAGACUGCAGUGCCUGGCUCUGGUGGGUGCACGGGCCCGAGCCCCGCCCCUCCUGUCCUUGUGCUGUUGUUGGGUACAGGUGCGUUGCUGCCUCCCUGUCCAUUAAAGAGCAGACUGACCAUU